This is a messenger RNA of Nanorana parkeri, 1766 nucleotides long. RefSeq names its product MAP/microtubule affinity-regulating kinase 4-like. Gene Ontology annotation, biological process: protein phosphorylation; intracellular signal transduction; microtubule cytoskeleton organization. The record is from RefSeq and is a predicted model, not a curated record. Gene Ontology annotation, cellular component: cytoplasm. NCBI's taxonomy places the organism in Eukaryota, Metazoa, Chordata, Amphibia, Anura, Dicroglossidae. Gene Ontology annotation, molecular function: ATP binding; tau-protein kinase activity; protein binding. The transcript has 10 exons. Bases 1 to 1587 code for a protein of 528 amino acids.
AUGGGCCCUCAUGUUGCCUGGGAACGGGAUGAUUAUUAUCUGCGUCUCUCAUCUCUGCAGGCGGAGAAUCUGCUCCUGGACUCCGACGCCAAUAUAAAGAUUGCAGACUUUGGCUUCAGUAACGAGUUUACUCCCGGAGGGAAGCUGGACACGUUUUGUGGCAGUCCUCCAUAUGCUGCUCCGGAACUCUUUCAGGGAAAGAGGUAUAACGGACCUGAGGUGGACGUCUGGAGCCUGGGGGUCAUCCUCUACACCCUGGUCAGCGGGUCCCUUCCCUUUGAUGGACAGAACCUUAAGGAACUGAGGGAGAGAGUCCUCCGCGGUAAAUACAGAGUCCCCUUCUACAUGAGCACGGACUGCGAGAGCGUCCUACGGCGUUUCCUGGUGCUGAAUCCCAGCAAGAGAUGUACUCUGGAGCAAAUCAUGAAUGACAAAUGGAUGAACAUUGGAUUCGACACCGACGAUCUGAAGCCUUAUAAAGAGCCAGAAGAGGACAACGCUGACCCCAAGCGUAUCGAGACUAUGCUGGAUAUGGGAUAUUCCCGGGAGGAGAUCAAAGAUGCUCUCGGCUCCAAUAAGUAUAAUGAAGUUAUGGCAACUUACCUACUGCUGGGGAGGAAAGCCGAGAAUGAGGGCGGGGAGUCUCGUUCUGAGAGCACUCUCUCUCUUACUCGGUCUCGGGUGACCUCGGACGUUACCAAUGGUGCCACCAAGUCGUCCUCAUCGACUCACAGCAAGAACCAGCGCGGGUACCAGAGGCAGAGGCGGCACAGCGAUUUCUGUGGCCCGGCUCCGGUCCCCUCACAAGCCAAAAGGAGUCCUCCCGGUGCGGGAGAUGACAAUGCCGUUGGGGAGCGUCUUGCCCCCAGGAGGGGCAGCGGAACAGUGAGUGGGGGUAGCAGGCCUCCCCCGCCCUCCAGCCCCAUGGUUAGCCACGCUCACAAUCCUAACAAGUCGGAGAUCCCUGAGCCGCGUAAAGAGGCCCCGCCCACAACGAUAAACACGCCUCCGGGGGUGAUGGGCCGCAGGAACACGUAUGUUUGUACCGAUCGCCACGGCUCAGAGCGGCAUUCUCUUCUCCAUAAUGGAAAAGAAAACAGCUCUACGCCCUCUCGCCCUCCGGCCUCCUCACCCUCCACGCAGAGCAUUGCGGAGCGCAGCUCCCUCUCCCGCGGUUCCAAUGUUCGCAGCACUUUUCAUGGCGGUCACGUGAGAGAUCGCAGGGGUCAGAAUCCGCCGCCGAGCUCCCCCACCCACCCACAUGACGGACUGAACCAGAGCCGGUCCCGGGCCACCUCCAACCUGUUCAGCAAACUGACCUCCAAACUGACUCGCAGGGUCACAGACGAAUCUGAGGGAGUCGGGAGACCUCAGGUCACAGGUAGCGAUAUACCUUGGUAUAAAACGCCGACCCGCUCCGGCCUGCUCAGACCUCCCAGGGAUGUAAGGAAAUCCGCCCGGCGUACCCCCUCAAAUUUGCCAGCCCCCUCCUCCACUGCUCCUGGUGAAUCUUCCCCAGUGGGUAGACCACGCCCCUUACCGGGCAAGCUCCGCCCACUCGUCACUGUUGGGUCGCUGGGACUAUAAGAAGGGGAGGUAAUACGCUCUGUGGAAAUCAAUUGAAACUCUGCUGUAACUUCUGAGAGCUGGGAAAAGCCCCACCCUGGGUCAGACGCAUCCACUUUGCUGUCGGGAUGUCGUGCCUUUUAAGAUGGGACACACCCUCCUGGUCUGGAUUGCCCCGCCCACCAUGCGCUGUUGGAGUA